Molecule: messenger RNA, 1871 nt
Organism: Gasterosteus aculeatus aculeatus (three-spined stickleback)
Lineage: Eukaryota; Metazoa; Chordata; Actinopteri; Perciformes; Gasterosteidae
Gene: pdia2
Product: protein disulfide isomerase family A, member 2
Biological process (GO): protein folding; response to endoplasmic reticulum stress
Cellular component (GO): endoplasmic reticulum
Molecular function (GO): protein disulfide isomerase activity
Source: RefSeq, a predicted model, not a curated record
CACACAAGUGCUGUCGGUGUCCGGAUACGCGAGAGGCAACGCAGGCAUGAGGACGCACACCCUUUUGACGCUGGCUCUGCUGGGCCUGCUGCUGUGGGCCCCCCGCACCCGGGCCGACGACCAGGACGCCCCCGAACCCGAGGACAGCGACGAGGACGCCCCUAAACCAGAGGACAGCGACGAGGACGCCCCCGAACCCGAGGACAGCGACGAGGACGCCCCCGAACCCGAGGACACACAGGGAGACUCAUCGGAGGAGGACGGCGAGGCCGAGGUGCCACCAAAAAAGGAGAAAACAACAGAGAUAGAGGAGGAGAAGGAUGUGAUGGUUCUCCACAUCAACAACUUUGACAGAGCUCUCAGCGAGAAUCGAUAUCUGCUGGUUAAAUUCUAUGUUCCCUGGUGUGGCCACUGCAAAAAGCUGGAGCCCAUUUACGCCGAGGCUGCGGCGAAGUUGAAGGAGGAGGGGUCGGAGAUCCGUUUGGCCCAAGUGGAGGCCACGGAGGAGAUGGAGCUGUCCACGGAGUUCGAAAUCCAAGGCUAUCCUGUUCUGAAACUGUUCAUGGACGGAGACCGAAAGAAGCCCAUCGAAUUCACUGGUAAGAGGACAUCAGAGGGAAUAAUCCGGUGGUUGGAGCGUCGCGCCGGCCCCGGUGCUCCGCUGCUCGACUCCGCAGACUCUGCAGCUCGGUUCAUCGAGGCCCAUAACAUCACUGUUAUAGGAUUCUUCCAUAAUCCGGAGAGCGAAGCGGUCAAGGUGUUCAAGGAGGUGGCUUUGGACCUCGCCGACACAGAGUUCGCUCUGUCAGCGAGUCCGGAGGUUUUCCAGAAGUACGAAGUCAAAGCCAACUCAGUGGUGCUCUUCAAAAAGUUUGACGAAGGAAGAGCAGACUUUCCGCUCUCAGACGACGGGGAGCUGAACCCACAAAAUCUGACCGCCUUCAUCAACCAAAACAGCCUGGAGCUGAUCAUCCCGUUCAGCCAGGAGAAUGCACCGCUGAUCUUCUCCUCGGGCGUCCAUCUGCACUGCCUGCUGUUCAUCAACUCCUCCGUGGAGAGUCAGACCGUCCUGGUGCACCAAUCCAGGCCCAUCGCCAAAGAGCUCAGGGGAAAGAUGCUGUUCGUGAGGAUCGACGUGUCUUCAGCUUUGUCCAACGUGCUCAAUUACUUCGGCGUGUCCGAGAAAGACGCCCCCACCGUGCGCCUCAUCAACAUGGAAACGGAGAAGAAGUUCAGCAUCGCUGCGGACGACCUCACCUUGGAUUCACUCAGGCGGUUGUGCCAGGACGUCGUUGCCGGCACGGCAAAGCCUUACUAUCGUACGGAGGAGAUCCCAGAGGACUGGGACAAAGAACCAGUCAAAGUCCUGGUGGGAAAGAACUUUGAGUCCGUCGCUACGGACCCGACCAAAAACGUCUUUGUGGAGUUCUAUGCUCCAUGGUGUGGACACUGUAAGGAACUGACCCCCAUCUGGGAACAGCUGGCCGAAAAGUACGCCGACCGCGAUGACAUCAUCAUUGCCAAGAUAGAUGCCACGGCCAACGAGGUGGAGUCUUUAACCAUCUCGGGGUUCCCGACCCUCAAAUACUUCCCGGCGGAUGGCAAAGAGGUGGUGGACUACACUGGGAAGAGGGAUCUGGAGACCAUGUCCAAGUUCCUGGACAAUGGAGGAGUGUUGCCCCCGGCUGAAAGCCAGGAGGAGGAGGAGGAGGACUUUGACGACGAAGAUGACGACACCGGUGACGAGGAGGCUCCUGAUUCUGCAGAGGUACCGACCAACACGACGUCUAAAGACGAGCUGUGAUGUCACUUUGUUUUUUUGAUCAGUACCAAUUUUUCUUAAUAAAAUGAAUUUGGGUUACAAACAUAAA